AUGAGUACGUGCUUGACAGGACAUGCAGAAUGUCGCGUCAAAGGCCAACCAAAGUCGUAUCCCACCCGUUUGCUGGAGAUAGAUAAAUCAGGUUUGCGGCUCAUCGAUCCCGAGACGACACCGAUUUCUGGGCCGUAUGCUGCACUCAGCUAUUGUUGGGGCUCGAAUCCUUCAUUCCUCCGUCUCACCGCUUGGAACCAAAAUAGGCUGCGGGCAGGGAUCGCCGACGAUGAGCUUCCGAUAGCUUUUUGUGAAGCUCUCAAAGCCGUACGAUGCCUCAAUAUCUUGUACAUCUGGAUCGAUUCGCUGUGUAUCAUUCAGAGUGGGCCCGGAAGUACUGAAGACUGGGCCCAUGAGUCCUCACGGAUGGCGGACGUAUACUCAAACAGCAUACUCUGCCUUGCGCUGUACCGAGCUGCAAAUCCACAUGAGAGUACAUUCCGAGGGGGUGUGCCACCUUUUAUGCCACCCAUUGAAGUUGAUACAAGAUGUAUUUUCGAUAGAGAUGAGUCCAUUCAUCAUUCAUGUGUCGUCUUCUCUUCUAGCUAUUAUGAAGACGCGCUCUAUCGCCAACCACUGGGUUCCCGAGGGUGGGCGUUGCAAGAAAGAUUGUUGUCGCCGCGUGUUCUCGGGUUCGGUUGCGGAGAGUUGUUUUGGAGCUGUGCCGAAUGCCAACACGCAUGCGAGUCGUUCCCGGAUGGUUUGCGUCUCGAAGAUAACUUCUUUCAAGGUCUGCAACUGACGUCGGUCCCGUCAACGAUAGAGGCAAAAGACAAUUGGACCCUCACCACUGUCUGGUUCCGAGUUGUGGAGGAAUAUACCAACCGUGACCUCACGUUCCCAGAAUCAGACAAGCUUGUGGCGUUGUCUGCAGUGGCCUUACGUUUGGGCCAGGCAAUGGACGAUGUAUGCAUCUGGGGCCACUUCAACAAGAGCUUGAUUAGAAGCUUAUAUUGGGGCAGGGCAACCAGAAGAUCUCAAGUAGCCUCUGAUGGGAGAUGGACCAACGGGGUCAAGUUUCCUUCCUGGAGUUGGGCCUCUAUGGACGGACCGAUAUCUUUCGAGCAUGAAGUCUUUGGGACAAUGGUAACCUCCCCCCUCGCUUCAUUCGAAAGGUACGUGAUACAAAGCCCAGGCACAGGUCAUCAGCAAAUUUCCACCAUCCUGCUCCAACUUCAGGUCUAUGAAAUGAAAGGACAGUUGCAGCUGCAUCGUGAUGAGAGCGGUGGUACGGUCUAUACCUUCGCCCCAACAGCAUAUUCCAGAAUCAUUGACUGCGCCAGAAAAUUCACGGCUUUCCUGGAUGACUAUCAAAACCCCACUGAGGGUGCUCACGUGACCUUUUGCCCCUUGAUGGCUGAUAGUGGGAGAGAUCCGGCCACCCUUAAGUCUUGCGACUUUGUUUUGGGUAUAUUUGUUGAGAAGACAGGUCAUUUACUGGAUGGCCGAUUCAUAUUUCAUAGAGUAGGCUGCGGUUACAUCGAGCUGAAAGACUGGGAGCAAUGGCAAAAUAUCUAUUAUAGUGUUGAAUUCCGAGAAACUAGCAAGGUACUCUUGAGUUGA
Colletotrichum costaricense is the source of this 1563-nucleotide messenger RNA. RefSeq lists its product as uncharacterized. Lineage: Eukaryota; Fungi; Ascomycota; Sordariomycetes; Glomerellales; Glomerellaceae. The transcript is spliced from 2 exons. Bases 1 to 1563 code for a protein of 520 amino acids. The record is from RefSeq and is a predicted model, not a curated record.